CCGCUCUGCCCUGGAAGCUGUUUACACUUCCACACCUGCUGCAGGCUGGUGUUCAACAUGUACUAUAUGUGCCUUAACGUUUAUGUUAUCUGUCUUUUGACUGAGUUAUUUUCAUAUUUUCAAUAGCAGACACUUCAACUAAUGGCUGACGUCACGAAUCCAGAAAAUGAAGGAGAUCUUCAGACUCAGAUUGAAGAGGUGGAGGCUCUGUCCUCUAUCUAUGGGGAGGAAUGGUGUGUCAUAGAUGAAGCAUCCAGAAUAUUUUGCAUCAAAAUAUCCGACGACUUAGAGGAGCCAAAACUGACAGCAUGCUUGCAGAUCAUUCUCCCGCAUGAUUAUCCGAGCGCCGCCCCACCUAUCUACCAGAUCAACGCAGCGUGGUUGCGAGGCCCCGAGAGGACCAAAUUGUCAAACAGCCUGGAAGACCUCUAUGUGGAGCAUGUAGGGGAGAGCAUCCUCUACCUGUGGGUGGAAAAAGUUCGGGAAUUCCUCGUGGAGAAAUCCCAGAGCUCAGAAACAGUGGAGCAGCCAGAGAAGGUGAACAUGACAGCUGAGGAGGAAGUGGAUGAUCCUGAAGACAUACCAGACCUCAAGACUCUCCAACUGAACACAGAACAUGCACAUCUGUUCAUGGAUCAUGCAAACGAUGAAGAGUUACCUCCCAUAAAACAUGGAAAUGCCAUUACAGACCGACGCAGUACCUUCCAGCCUCACCUAGCACCUGUGGUGACUCCCAGACAGGUUAAAAUGGUCUUGGGGAAGCUGUAUGAGAACAAGAAGAUUGCUAGUGCCACUCAUAAUAUUUAUGCUUACAGGAUUUACUGCGAGGACAAGCACAGCUUCCUGCAGGACUGCGAAGACGACGGCGAGACGGCCGCAGGGGGGAGAUUGCUCCAUUUACUGCAGAUUCUGGACGUGCGUAAUGUCAUGGUGGUCGUGUCUCGGUGGUAUGGAGGUAUUUUGUUGGGUCCUGACCGUUUCAAACACAUCAACAACUGUGCUCGCAACAUCCUGGUAGAGCAAGGAUAUACUGCCGCCAUGGAUGAGGCCACCAAAUCUGGAGCGAAGACCAAAAGGCCAAAAAGCAAGAAGACAAAAUGAAUUUCAGAAGAAGGAUAAAAGACUUCUUCAAACACAUUUUUACCGUCUUGUGAAAAGGUUGGUUUUAGCCAACUCACGUCUUAAUAGAGACAAAGAGGGAUUUCUUGCAAUUAAAAAUAAUGUAUUCAAAAUCACGACGGUAUUAAAAUGUCUUUUAGCCUUUUGAAUUGUUCAAAAUUGUUGUUUGAGCUAAUCGCUUUAACUCUGGACUUUAUAUUGACUAAGAAGCCUUGAAAUGAAAUGUUUACAGUACAUUAAAAUAAUCAAACCAUGAGAUUUGUAUAUCCAUCAGUUGCACUCUAGGAUUGUCGAUCCACUGUAUUAGCAAACCACAUAAUCAUUACACACUUAAAUGAAUGGUUUUGUUCACUAUUUUCAACAGCAAUGCUCCAUUAUGUCUUGAUUAUAAUGUGUGAAUACUUUCCUUGGAAGUGCUAAUUCAGCUUUCAGCCGAAUCGGCAUGUGAAUGAAAUUCAUACACAAUCCCUUCAGCGCUUCCAAGAAAUAUGAUCAGACAUUACUGCUUAACAAAAUGAAGUUCAUGAACUCUACACUCUAAUUGCCCUGACACAAGCCCCCAGGAAGAGCGCCAUGUCUUAAAGCCACCAUGGGCUUAGCGGAUAAGGGUGUUACUGCACUCCAUGGCCCAAAGAGACUUUUCACAUAGACUUUGCAUGGAGAAAGAAACUUAUAUAUUUCAGCGGAUAUUUUUUUUUGGGGUACAUCAGUUUACCAGCCCGAAAAACUUAAAGGGUCCUUGUUUAAGACGUCAUGUUUUUAACAUAGUCGAACUAAUAGCCGAAUCAGGAGUUAUUAAACUAUACAUUAUGAAUGCACAUAAUGGACGCGAGCAGACUGUACUGUGCAUGCUCAAAUGACUGUUCUCCCGGGGUCCUGUAGUUGUAAUAAUGGAUAAUACUAACACUAAUGGUUGUAAUUCACCAUGUGUUCUAUUAAUACAUCCAUGGUAUGUAUGCUGUAAAGCCUGUAAUGUGGAUGAGAGAUGAAGCCAUGGAUGUUAUUAAGAGAAGCUCUGUUCACAAAACUGCAGGCUAACCUUAGUAGCUAGCACAAGCUAGUAGCUAGUUAGUAGCACGACAUAAUUACAUCUCCUUGGUUGUCCUAAUACAUGCAUCGUUUAUUUAGCUAAGCAUGUAAACGAUGAGG
Messenger RNA from Perca flavescens (yellow perch), 2268 nucleotides. RefSeq names its product impact RWD domain protein (gene impact). The transcript is spliced from 11 exons. Bases 142 to 1101 code for a protein of 319 amino acids. Gene Ontology annotation, molecular function: protein binding. Gene Ontology annotation, cellular component: cytoplasm. Lineage: Eukaryota; Metazoa; Chordata; Actinopteri; Perciformes; Percidae. The record is from RefSeq and is a predicted model, not a curated record. Gene Ontology annotation, biological process: GCN2-mediated signaling; regulation of translational initiation.